AUGGCUCACUUCGACGACCGUUCCGGGACCACUGACGACGGCGUGUCCGAAGGAGCAUCUGAGUCUGUGGUCGUCGGCCGCUCAGAGACUUCGUUGGCUUUGCAGUUUCAACGUCCCUCUGAUCGGAGACAAGACACCACACCAUGGUGGCGUUUGAUACGCUGGGGCUCCAUUCUGGCGGUGGUCCCGACGCUCCUCUUGGUCGUGCUUGUCAUCCAAAACAUCGUCUUCUUCCACUUGAACAGGCCUCAGGACAUCGUCAAAGAGUUGGGCGCGCUGGUAGGGACUUUGCCCAACAGCAUCCCGGACCACAACUGCACCGACUUAGCCUGCCACUGGGCGGCGCUGCAGACCGCAUUGGCAGAGCUGAAAGCGAGUCACACUGCGAUUUCCAGCGACCUGGAGAAGAGUCAGACGGCAUUGACAGAGCUGAAGGCAGGUCAGGAGGCAGGUCAGACGGCAUUGGCAGAGCUGAAGGCAGGUCAGACGGCAUUGGCAGAGCUGAAGGCAGGUCAAGAGGCAGGUCAGACGGCAUUGGCAGAGCUGAAGGCGAGUCACACGGCGAUUUCCAGCGACCUGGAGAAGAGUCAGACGGCAUUGGCAGAGCUGAAGGCAGGUCAGGAGGCAGGCCAGACCGGAUUGGCAGAGCUGAAGGCAGGUCAGACGGCAUUGGCAGAGCUGAAGGCAGGUCAAGAGGCAGGUCAGACGGCAUUGGCAGAGCUGAAGGCGAGUCACAGGGCGAUUUCCAGCGACCUGGAGAAGAGUCAGACAGCAUUGGCAGAGCUGAAGGCAGGUCAGACGGCAUUGGCAGAGCUGAAGGCGAGUCACACGGCGAUUUCCAGCGACCUGGAGAAGAGUCAGACGGCAUUGGCAGAGCUGACGGCAGGUCACAACGCGAGUCAGAGCCUGCUGGCCAAAGCCUGGGACGAGAUUAGCAGCGACAAAGGGCUUCUGAGUCAGAGACUGAAAGACCUGAAGACGGACUACCAGAGCAUGUCUCAGGAGCUGUCACAAGAGCAGAAGGAGUUACACGACUUCGGUUUGGCUUUGUCCAGCCUGCAGCAGAAGGUGGUGGAUCAGCUCACACUUAACAGGGAACUCAAAGCUAUCAUGGCCAGAGACUGCAGUCAGGUCAUGGCGGCGGGAAAGUCCCAAGAUGGAAUCCAUACCUUCUUUAUUGGGUCCGACAGCUUCAAGGCUUACUGCGACAUGAGCCUGGACGGGGGAGGCUGGACUGUGAUCCAGAGGAGAAAGGACGGCUCCGUCGACUUCUUUCGGGGUUGGAAUGACUAUCGAAAGGGCUUUGGAGACCUGGCCGGAGAGCACUGGCUCGGCCUGCAAAACAUCCACGCUCUGACGGCCUCGGGCGCUUACCAGUUGCGGAUCGACUUCACCAUAUUCGACGGCCGCACUUACUACGCUCUCUACGACGACUUCUCGGUGGGCCGGAACUCGCUGGACCCCGACAAGGACGGCUACCCGCUGCUUGUGAGCGGCUAUUCUGGAACCGCAGGCGAAAGUCUCACCUUUCUCCAUUCUGGGAUGAAGUUCACCACCAAAGACCGCGACCAAGACACGUCUACUGACAAUUGCGCCAACAAGUACAAGGGCGCUUGGUGGUACAGAAAUUGUUACGCGUCCAACCUGAACGGGCUGUACAAGGCAACCGGCACCUGCGACCUUAGCAAUGCACUCUGGCUAGAUUUGCGGCCACCAAGUUAUACCUGCCUGAGAUUUGUGGAGAUGAAGAUCCGGCCCAGAAAGUGA
Messenger RNA from Syngnathus typhle (broad-nosed pipefish), 1767 nucleotides. RefSeq names its product fibrinogen C domain-containing protein 1-like. Lineage: Eukaryota; Metazoa; Chordata; Actinopteri; Syngnathiformes; Syngnathidae. The coding region runs from base 1 to 1767 and encodes 588 amino acids. The record is from RefSeq and is a predicted model, not a curated record. The transcript has 10 exons.